AGAAGAUGAAGGAUGCGUAGAAAAUGCGUUUGCUUCAAGAGGACGUGGGAAAGAGAUGAAAAUGUGGACUCCACAUUUUCAUCUCCUUCUCGAGUCGUGGUCAUGACAAAAAGGCGCAUCUUCAUCUUGUUCUUUUGUAGAUCCAAUCAAUAUUAUUUUUCGUCUUGAGACACAACAUCUUUCCAGUAAAACUCAAGUAAACUACGCAGUCUUGACAUCAUCAAUCCAUAUGGCAUAUUUAUGUAUAUGUUCCAUGAUAAGUCAAUCAAUCUAAGAGCAGAAAAGGAAAUAAACCUUGACUCGAAUACGAACCUAUCAAAGAAAAGGACAUGUCGAUGUCUUCAAGCAUUCAGUACAGGGAGUUCUUCCUGAAAGAAGCAGUCAGGACCGGCACUGUAAGUCGACCUGACGUCACGAACGCACUCGUGAAAAAUAAAUUGCUCCAUUAUGUUGAGCUCCGACUACCCCUCAAUCAAUCAAUCAAUCAAUUGCCUACUUUUCUUCAAGAGAUUUUCAAUGACCUUCUAGACCAAAAAUGCAGUACGAUCAUCGGAUAAAGUAACUCUGUUCCAACCAUCACGGAGGGCCAUCAUAUGCCAACGGCUAGAUCAAAGUAUUAGUAUAAAAGAACAUAUGAGUUGUCUUAUAUACUACGCCCCAAAAGAGUGAGUACAUCAAUCAAUCCUCUCCUCAUCUCUAAUUUCUGGAAUUGAAGCAUACCGUUUUGGACGACGACUCGCUCCGCAUUGUUUGCGGCUACAUGGAUGCCAUGCCGGAAACGUCGAAUAUGAUUCCCCUAGCCAGUGAGCUAGCUGCGACGAGUAAGGCCAGGUUGGAAAAGGCCAUCGCGAAAAGCCUUGGGCCGUUGUUAAAAGCAGCGAGCGAGUUAUGGUUUAAGUGUAAAAUCACCCUUCAAGUGUAACGCAGUAGUGUAUGACUUAUUAUCGUAAAAAAUGAUAAGAUAAAAGGUAGUCUCCCUCUAGGUGUUGUGUACUUGUACGAUCUUUUGCCCUGUUCUCUCCGCUUCGAAGCCUAUUGUAAGAAAUGAGAGGACAUUCAUCACGUCUAUCUCAACUCGUGCGCGUGUGAAAUGCGCCUCAGCAUUGUGAAUUGAUUAAAACAAAGUUAACCUCCUCUUGAAUCUUCGACUCCUUUUUCACAAGCGAGCGGCGAAAGCGAGCUGAUUCUCACUCGAGCGGCUUACAUGCACAGGCUAAAGGCAGAGAAUUGUACAAUCCGCAGUCUCGAUAGGCUAGAAGAUUUUCUCUCAAAAUAUGGGUACGAGUGCAAGGUCGACGGGAAUGAUUUUAUUCGCAUCAGUUGGCGUCACGCUAAGAAGCAACGGAAGUCGUGGUGGACGAGAAACUUCAUCAUAGAAAUGCGGGAGCAGGACUAUCCAUCUCAUUCCAUUCUUUCAUACCUUGUUAGUGCCGUACUACUUUCAUUGAUGUUCUUACUAUCUCAUUUAAAUAUGUUUUUAUGAUUAUCAUCAGAUAAUAUUAGAGCCAACGACCCCAAGAAAGACGCUGUGUAGCCUUGUCCACAUGCACUGUAUCCGAAACCUAACCAAGAAAGACGCUACGACCACUUCAACACAAAGAUGAUUAUGAGACAGUUGUCCUGAAGAUGGUCCUCCAGGUCCUUCAUGUAAUAAGAGAACGAAAAGCAAGUGCAGAAGGAAAGUCAAAGAGGG
Molecule: messenger RNA, 1693 nt
Organism: Amoebophrya sp. A25
Lineage: Eukaryota; Dinophyceae; Syndiniales; Amoebophryaceae
Source: the annotation of a GenBank genome assembly